CGACAACACUUAUCGAUAAGACACGAUAUCGUGAAUUUUAGUAGACAACUAUAGUGUCAUGAGAACUUUCUUGUAAGGUAGACAUUUCAACGGCAAUAAUUGAGAUCGCGAAAUCGUCAUCCUGGAGGUUGCAAGAAGACUAGGUCCCCGCUGGACAUUUCCCGGCUGCGGCUGGAAAUUACUAGCUAGAAACUACGUCACAAUGGCUUCUAUUCCGACAAAUGGAGAGACGCCCGCGGCCAAGCCGAAAUUGCAUGGGCGGGCUUUUUAUGAAAGCAUUGGCAGUCCCAAGUUCGUGCUUGCGCCGAUGGUCGACCAGUCCGAGUUUGCUUGGCGCAUGCUCACAAGAUCAUUCCUCACACCGACUGAGAACUCGAAAGUGUUAGCUUACACGCCCAUGUUUCACGCACGAUUAUUCGAAGAGACGCCCAAGUAUAGAGAGUCGCAUUUCGAGGCUACCCGACCUUCCACACCCACAGACCCCGAACAACCUCCACAACCAGUACCAUUCCUCGACGGCAACCCGGCAUUCGAUCGCCCUUUAUUCGUACAGUUCUGCGCCAAUGACCCAGAGCAUCUGCUUGGCGCAGCUACGCAAGUUGCGCCUUAUUGCGAUGCCGUCGACUUAAACUUAGGCUGUCCGCAGGGCAUUGCGCGCAAAGGCCACUACGGCGCAUUCCUGCAAGAGAACCAAGAACUCAUCUACAAGUUAAUCAACACUCUUCACGAGAAACUUCCUGUGCCUGUCACAGCCAAGAUUCGGAUAUUAGAGACCAAGGAGGCCACCCUGGCUUACGCUAAGAAUGUGCUGGCAGCCGGCGCAAGUAUCAUUACGGUGCACGGACGGAGGCGGGAACAGAAAGGGCAUUUGAUGGGAGUUGCGGAUUGGCAAUACCUGCGCUACUUGAGGGAAAACCUACCUAAGGAGACGGUUAUUUUCGCCAAUGGGAACGUACUCCAGCACGACGAUUUAGAGCGAUGUCUCGAGGCGACCGGGGCCGACGCCGUAAUGAGCGCGGAGGGCAACCUGAGCGACCCCGCCAUUUUCGCGCAAGUGCCAGCGCCAGGGCAAGAAGGGCGAGAGUACUGGCGAGGCAAAGACGGCAAGGGCGGUUACCGCGUCGACGCCGUAUUCAGGCGUUACAUGGACAUCAUACAUAAACACGUCCUGCAACACGAGCUCCCGACGCGAAGGCCCUUAUUCGUCAUCGGAGACGACGAGACGUGGAUCGCGGAGGGGAAGGCGCGAGACGCGGAACAGGACGAGGAGGGCCCCGCGCGCAAGAAGCGGAGGAAGGAUGGCGGAGGAGGGGGCAAGGGGUGCACGUCGCCGAACCUUAUCGCGAUCCGGCCCCAUUUGUUCCACCUCCUGCGGCACUUCAUAUCGGCGCACACGGAUAUACGGGACGCGCUCGCUAGGUGCCGCGCCGGCGACGUCCCCGCCAUCGAGGACGUCUUGGACAUGGUGGAGCGGAGGGUAGCCGAGGGCCUCGUCGAGUACGAGAGGAUGGGGGGCAAGAGCGUCGAAGAAGAAGAAGCGGCGCCGGAGUCGAAGGAGGUGGGACAAGAAAAGGGGUCCGCGGAGGAGGGCAAAAGUGGAGACGAGGAGGAGGAGGAGGACCAGGAGAGCUCGGUGGCGACGGUCAGAAAGUGCAAGAGACCGUGGUGGGUCGCGCAGCCGAUUGUAAGGCCGCUGCCGAAGGAGGCCCUGGCGAAUGGGAGUAUUAGUCUGAGUAAGAAGGAGAAGAAGAAGCAGGAACUAUUAGCGGCGAAAGCCGCGGAUGAGGCUCCGGCGGAAGAGGCUACAUUGAAGAAGGUGAAUAGGGGUGUUGAAGAGGAGUUGCCGAGAUCGGAUGGCGUGGAGGGUGUUAGAGAGCCGGAUUUGGAUGGGAAGAGACCGGCUGAUGAGCUGGUCUGUGGAUAGAGGGCAGAAGGCGGGAUACUGAUGAGAUACCAUGGAUUUAUCAGGCAAUGUUAAUGGACUUUAUGGGCAUUAACAGACCAUCUGCGCUGUAUUGUCUUCUGAAUAUAAAUGGUUAUCGUAAGUAUUAGCGCUCAUGAAGCCUCAUCUAAUUGUUUCACUGAUAUCUCAAAAUUUCAAGUCCUUUCAUGUUCUCUC
Messenger RNA from Annulohypoxylon truncatum, 2119 nucleotides. Its product is annotated as FMN-linked oxidoreductase. The record is from RefSeq and is a predicted model, not a curated record. The transcript has 2 exons. Gene Ontology annotation, biological process: tRNA processing. Gene Ontology annotation, molecular function: flavin adenine dinucleotide binding; tRNA dihydrouridine synthase activity. The coding region runs from base 203 to 1924 and encodes 573 amino acids. Lineage: Eukaryota; Fungi; Ascomycota; Sordariomycetes; Xylariales; Hypoxylaceae.